Messenger RNA from Xyrauchen texanus (razorback sucker), 8777 nucleotides. RefSeq names its product caveolae-associated protein 2-like. Gene Ontology annotation, cellular component: cytoplasm; caveola. Gene Ontology annotation, molecular function: protein kinase C binding. The record is from RefSeq and is a predicted model, not a curated record. Lineage: Eukaryota; Metazoa; Chordata; Actinopteri; Cypriniformes; Catostomidae. Bases 132 to 1544 code for a protein of 470 amino acids. The transcript has 2 exons.
GUUGUUUUUAGAGAGGCGCACAAGGCAGGAGAGUGUGUCUGUGAGAGUGUGUGUGUGUCAGUCAAUCCAACCACACCGUUCAAAACGCUUUUCUUGCAGAAUCCUAUUUACACACCAGCACUGACUUCAGGAUGGGUGAAGAUUCCUCUCAUGCUGAGCGAAGCACAGCCGCCCUACCCAGGGAGGAGAGCAGCCCGACACCACCAGCUUCAGCCAUAGAUGCUCAGGAUCUCCUCCUCCCGAGCUUCAGUACCAGCUCGACACCCUCUUCUCCUGUUCAAACACUCACCCGCCUGGGCUCCAAAUCCCCCACCAGCCCCACGGCUGCUGGGGGCCAGAUCAGCGCCAUCACGGUGGUGGCUCUGCUUGACAAGUUGGUGGUGAUGAUCGAGUCGGUGCAAGAGAACCAGCAGAGGAUGGAGAAGAAACAGGCUGAGCUAGAGGGUGCAGUCAGGGUGGUGCAGGGCGAUGUUACCCGGCUCACCAAGAGCCACAUGUCCACAGCCAACAGUGUGGCCAAGCUGCUGGAGCGCUCGCGCAAGACAGGCAACAACGUGAAGGAGGUGAGGGAACGUCUGGAUAGACAGAACAACCAAGUGAAACGUCUGGAGGCCAACCAUGCCCAUCUGCUGAAGAGGAACCACUUUAAAGUGGUCAUCUUUCAGGAGGACAAUGAAAUCCCCUCCACUCUUCUCACUAAAGAUGGAACUGCCACCUUUCAGGAUGAGAUGGGUCUAUCUUCACCAACUCAUCUUACUGAACUAAACCGCUCUCAAGACGAAGGCCUACAGACCAUCAGCCUCUCCUCUGAUGAGGAGGAGGAAAAGGGAGCAUCAAGCCACCUGGCAGAGGCUGGUACAGAUUCCCUGGCAGAUCUGCAUGAGGACAGCCUCGCAGACUUUGGAAGUCAACGUUUUGAGCGUUCUCGUGCUGACAAGUUCAAGCGCUCCAGUCUAAAGAAGGUGGAUAGUCUGAAAAAGGCCUUCUCUCGAAGCAACAUCGAGAAGAAGAUCAACAAGUUUGUGCCUCCAGAACAACGUGAGAAGAUCAAGAAAAGCUUCACCCCGAACCACCCAAAGAGCCCCACUUCCAAGAGCUCGUCCUACAAAGUCUCUCCAAUGACCUUCAAUGUCAAGAAGGUACGAGAUGGAGAUGCUGACUCCACUCAGCAGCCUGAGAAGUCACCCAGGAAUCUCAGCCCAGUCGAGGUGCCCUCCAUAGGAGGCCCUGAUGGUGAGCUUCCCCUUGGUGAUUUACACUCCCCGGGGGAGAGAGAAAAUGGAGAUGACCAUCACACUCCCUCCACCCAAGGUAGCGCAGAUGAUGAGGUGUCUGUUACAGAGGAGGUUGGAGAUCUUGAGAAUGGUCCCUCUUCAAAACUGGCUGGGAAGGAAGUCAAGAGAGAAGAUAAUGAUGCUGAUGAUAAUAAGGAAAAUGGGGAGGAGGAGUUGGAGAAGCAGGUGAAGGAGAAAGAACCAAGACCUGUGGAAGAAGCUUCUGCACCACCCACAUCAACUGCAGCUACUGUUGAGCAAACUUCUUAGAUCUAUUAGUUGUAUUCUAAUCUCUAUCCCUUUGACUUUAGUCUACUUCUGAGACUUUGAAAAUCAUAGUUACUAUUUACACUCGUACCACUGGUAUGUUGUCCCCAAGCUUGUUUAAUGUUAAAUAGCAUGUAUGCUGAAAUAACAUUGAAUUAACCCAAAAUAUAAUGUAACAUUAACCCAUUGUAUUAAAUUCAGAAACUAAGAAUACCCCUUUAGGAGGAAUUUCUGUUUAAAUAGAUUCUGUACAAAGGUCCAGAGAAUAGUACAGUAGUCUAGACCACUGUCAUCACAAAGAUACAGCAAAAUAACACAAUUUUCCUGUGGAAGCCAGUGGAAUUGCCAUGAAAUUGACUGAAACACAAUGCCUGAACUCUUAUUUUCUCUUUCACAAUCUUUUUUUUCCCCCUUUGUGUGUAGAAGAGACAAUGCGUGUGCCAAUCUUUCCUGGAGUCCAGACACUCUUCUAUCAAUGUACAUAAGUUGUAGUAUUCAAUCUCUUACAAAACAAAGUACCAUGGUAUUAUUACCAUUUAUUUGACAUUACUAUGAUGGUAAUACCAUGGUAUUGUUUGAAGUACCAUCUAAAUACCAUGGUGUAUGAAUAUGGUAAUUAUAUGAAACAUGAAUAUACAUAUAUCGCACCAUGGAAUUACCACCUGAAAUCAUCUACCUGGUCAACAAUAGGGCUUUCCACACUGCGGUUAACCGUGGGUUUUAACCCCAGUGUAAAGCAACGUUUCACACUUGUCAUUUUAAAGGAGGUUAGCAUUGCUUUUAACCUGGGUUUAUGAAACCUGGGUUAAACCUGCAUUGCAGUGGCAAAUGUAUAAACCAUUUCAAGGGCUAUUUGUCAGAGUAAGGAAGUGAUGUCUUCGUUCUUUCGAAAUGUUCGGUUUAUUGUCAAACUCAUUCAAAACAACAGCAGGAGGUGCUUUAUUUAUAGUGACUUUAACACGAUUAACGUUAAUAGCAUUAAUACGAUUGUAUUAAUGUAUUAUGUAGAAUGUCAUUAUUAAAAUUUGGACCAUGUUGUUCAGUGUCUGGAUGCUCCCUGGAUGCCUGGAACUAAUACCGAUUAGUGUGUGUUUAGAUUUCCGGAAAAAGCUACCACAAUUGUACGCAUGAACUGCAGCAGUGAAGCAAGAGGUCUGUAUGGAUACGUGCAGCACUGGCUAUACUAAGUACUAACUAAUAGUCCUAACUACUAACUGUAGUACACAUCUUAUCUCGGGUAUGGGAAUGAAAAUUUUGCCAACUAAUAGUAAGUUUGAUAUGUACUGGGAGCUGACUAUAUAUCGCUCCCAUUAUAAUGAAUGAAGCUGUGCAAGUCAUUUACAUUUACAGUCAUGUUACAGAUGCUUUUAUCCAAAGUGACUUACAAAUGAGGAACCUAACAAGCAAUUUGGGACACAAAAGUCAAAGAUAUCUGCAGUAUAGCACUGCCAAGUUCUCAAAGUAGCUGAAGGAAUAUAGAAGCUACUGUAGAAGAAACAGACAAACUUCAGACAAACAAGGAAUGUUUUUUAUAUAUGUAUAAUUAAACGAAAACCCUUAACUUGUCUGCGAGUCACGUGCUCGCAGCGUUAACAGCUUCAUUGAUUAUAACAGGAGUGAUCCAAUAUCCCCAACCUUGCUGCUGAGGAAAUAAUUGUGAGCAUCUAAACUACGAUACCCUUUCAUCACUUCUCUCGCGUAGACUCUCAGAAUCAACAACGCGUCUGGAUAAGUCACUUCAAGUAAACGUUUGGUGUUCUUCAAGAAAAUGUGUCCUUAUUCCGCCCCGCCUCUUUUCCACGCUCCGCUCUACCGAAUUCUGUCAUCUAACUUCCUGUUUGUGUUAGAGUGUACUGAGAAGAGUUGAUCAAAAUGGAUUACAUGUGGGAGCACAGACAUCAUUUUUCCCCAAGUGUUGAUGGUGUGAGUCUACAGCGCUCCUUUAUGUGAAAAUGCUAGUAAGGUGUUUUUUCUGUCGCUUACACACCCGCGGAGGUAAACUGGACCUGGCAGAUUACAUUCAGACAGCUAUAACACUCUGCACUUUUUAAUGAUACAAGCGUUUUACUGUUAUACAUGUAAUUCUGCUUCAUGUUUAGGUUUCAACUUGUUAAUAAUUUGUGUAAAAAUGUGUAGUUGACAUGAAAUUUCCAAUAAUGACAGCUCGUAUUAUUACAUAUGCGAUUACAAUUGUACUUUUUACAAUUAAUCUGUCACCCUACAAUUUGUUGUUUUAGCUAGACUCUAAAAGCUAGUCAUUUUAUUUUGACAGUUCUGGGCUAUAAAAAUAUAGCAGUCUUAUUACUUUGUUAUUGUUUACAUCCUUGAAAUGGUCUAUACAAUGUAAAACGAUGCAGUGUUAGAAUGUUAUGGAAAGUUGUUAAGCAACACACAACCAAUCAUAUAAUGCCUCCGUACUUAUCUCCAUCUAAUAUUUAACAUCUCUGUCUAAGGGAAACCAGUAAAAUGACGAACAGUGAUGUCAAGUGCGAUAACAGGGGUCAUGAAGAAACAUAUUCCUUUUGUGUGUUCGUGGUAUGUUUCAGACGACGAAAGACAAACAGAGCUGAUUUGCUUGACAACAUUUUCACAGAAGAGUAUCUCUAUUUACAGGUUUCGUGUCCGUCACAAGAUGUAUUCAUCCAGUCGUUGCAAUUGACACCACAAAUAUGGAAAGAAGAACAUUAACCCGGGGUUUACAAAUGUACAGUGUGAAACAUGAAACAAGAUAACCCAGGAUUUUGUUUACCCAGGGUUAAGGAUGUCGAGUGUAUAAAGCCCUAAUGAGAUCAGGUUGGAUAUCACCACUGUACCAUGGUAACAGCUUUUGUAAGGGAUAAUGUUGACUAAGUUACAUUUUUAGAACUUUUAUUAAAAUAUUUAGCAGCACUCUGUCUCAAGGCUUGGAUGAGUAGUAGUUUAGGAGAUGUUUGUGGGAAGCGUGUUCACAAAAUUUCUGGGGAAAAGCCAGCACAAUUCACUGCCAUCUCCAUGGCAACAUUGUCAGCUGCCAACAACUUUCCAAUUACUUCUGUAGUCCAUGACAAGGGCGCGCACACACACACACAGCCUGACAAAAUCAUGUGUACAUCGAAGAAGAAGUAUUUGUGUUCAAGCAUUCCACACAGCAGAUGUAAAUGUUUAAGCUUCUCCUUUUUGCCCUGCAGACCUGUACUCAUAAGAUUUGUUGCUGACUAUAUUUCAAAACUAAAGCCAAACACUCUGCUUAUUGUUUUGCCAUCUGAGAAACCAUCAAGCACUUGCCUGAGCUUUGUACCAUUUCCAGUCUGGACAGUCACAUCCAUCUCACACUGAACUACUCAGUACACAAAAUCACUCUCUCUCACACACACACAUACCAGGUAAGAAAGGUGCAUUCCUGGAUCUGAUGGAUGGCUUCUCCGCAGUUCAUUUUCCACUGACUGGAAGGAGAAAGAAGAGGUGGGGACGGAUUGAUGGCUAUGAUUUCCACAGGGUUGGCGGAGGUACGGAGUACCUGCAUGUUCUACAGGUGUGCUGCCUGCAGGCCUCUUCACACACCCCUCUCUGACCACACUGCUCCAUGUUGGUGUCACAUCCUGCCAUUGUAUGGUUUAGGACACCUGUCUGGCCUUGUUUAACAAAAGACACUGUCAAAACUUAAAGACAAAACAAUUUAGUUUGGGCUUAGUGGAUUUUGUCCAAAACAACACUGCUAAUAUCUAGAGAAUAUUGAUGUAACCUAAAAGUGUGUUGCAUAAGAUUUGCAUGCUGAUUUGUGUAGCAGUCAGAGCAAGGACAGAGCAAUUUCUUUUUUGCCAUGUCAGUGCGUCAUCUAUGCAAACCAAUAGAGAUUUCAACGUCUUAAAUCUAGUUGUUCUACACAAGAGGUAAGAUGAAUUGUCUGUCUUGACAGCAAAGUUCAUAGUUGCACUUUCAACAUCAGCCACAUGUGGGUUUGGCAGGCACAUUGAAAUCGCUCUGGCUCUCAGGUACACUGAGGAGUCAGGCUGCAUGCACUAUAUCCAAGUUUAAGGAUUAAGGCCGCAACCACAGAAGGUGCAAAAUAUGUAAAGGGGUGUGUAAAACCCCUUGAGUGACUGUGACUUUCCAUGCCAUAAAGAGAAGAUACUCUCAGUUGAGAGAUAGCUCCUAAAAGUAUGCAGGGCAAAAACCUUUUUACAACAUGAGUCUUUAAGAACAUGAAAAGUGUGUAAUGUAGAAUUAGGCCUUAUUUUUAGUCGCAUUGUGGAUUGAGUGGCAUUGUGAUGUGUUUGAAGCCAAGGUGUGGUUGUAAUGCUCAAUAUUGCAGAAAACAUGUCCAUGUCAUAAUAUCUUUAAAAAAUAACAAUACUAUGAAUGUUUUUAUUCAAAAGAAGAAAAGGAAAAACAUGCAGAAGAAAAAAAAUCUGGCCUAAAAAUGUCCGAAGUAGCACCUUUUUUUUUUAAAGUUACAACCCUCCAUGUCAGCUGGUUUGUGACACUAACCCAGAGAGCUUCUAUUAACCUAAUUCAGCCCCGCCCCUUUUCCACACUCCACUCUUUAGAAUUUUGUCAUCCAACUUCCUGUUUGUAUUAGUGUACUGAGAAGAGUAGAUCAAAAUGGAUUACAUGUGGGAGAACAGAAAGUAUUUUUCCCCAAGAGCUGAUGGUGUGAGUCUACAGCACCCCUUUACUACGUGAAAAUGACUAUGAGGUGUUUUUUAUGGCACUGUAAAUAUUUGUUUUUCCGACAAUUGCGGAAGUAAAUUGGACCUGGCAAUUUCGGACAGUUAUGACACACUGCACUUUUUAAUAAUACAAGCAUUUAAUUGUUUUACGUGUAAUUCUGCUUAUUAUUCAGGUUUCAACUUGUUAAUAAUUUGUGUUAAAAUGUGUAGUUUACAUAAAAUUUCAAACAGGACAGCUUGUAUUAUGUUACAUGCAAGUUCAUAACAUUAAAGGAAAUUAUUUAUACUUUUUAAAAUUAAAUUUUCACCCCAUAUUAUUAAAUGUGAUUAAAAUGGUUGUAAAUGGAAUAUAAAACGUACAUUGUGUGUGUGUGUGUGUGUGUGUGAGCGUGUAUUUAUCACUUUGUGGGGACCAAAUGUCCCCAUAAGGAUAGUAAAACCUGAAAUUUUUGACCUUGUGGGGACAUUUUGUCGGUCCCCAUGAGGAAAACAGCUUAUAAAUCAUACUAAAUUAUGUUUUUUGAAAAUGUAAAAAUGCAGAAAGUUUUCUGUGAGGGUUAGGUUUAGGGGUAGGGUUAGGUUUAGGGGAUAGAAUAUAAAGUUUGUACAGUAUAAAAACCAUUAUGUCUAUGGAAAGUCCCCAUAAAACAUGGAAACACUACGUGUGUGUGUGUGUGUGUGUGUGUGUGUGUGUGUGUGUGUGUGUGUGUGUGUGUGUGUGUGUGUGUGUGUGUGUGUGUGUGUAUGUGUGUGUGUGUGUGUGUGCAGUAUCAUCCCAUCCCGGAAUAACACUCAAAAAAAAUCACCUUAACGCGAUGGGUAAAUAACAUGAGAAGAUAUUUUUAUUGACUUUGUGUUGUCUCUUGCCGUUUCAUGAGCACAUAGGCACACAUUUAAGUCCACCGCUUGAAGGUAGGACAUUGUGUAUUUAUGAAUUAAAUACUCUUGUUUUAAAUUUAUAUUUAAAUGAACACUUUAAAAUAUUCAAGAUAACCUGUAAGUAUACUUUGCUAUAAUUACACUUAGACAUCAACAUAGGUAUAUAAAUAGAAUACGCUAGACCGGAAGAACCAAGUCAACAUUUUCAAGAUGGCUGCGCGCUAGUUUUUCUGGCGCUAAUAAAAAAAAAUCUCAGCGCCAUUUGAGAGAGCGUAACGGUCAACUAUCGUGUUACGACAGUAAGUCACCUUUUACGGAUCCCAUUCAAAUGAAUGAGAAGAGCCGCAAACGGACACAUUCCUGCCGCAAAAUUGCCCGCGGCUUGUCUUAUAAAACAGCUAUUUCAGCUUAAUAAACUCUACACAGUUCAUUCCAAAAGUUUUGUUUAGUGUAAAACAUGUUUAAGAUUAGUGGACAGGUGGCCAAUUAAUUGUGUGUUUAACAGUUUCCUCACUGAUUCUUAAGAUAAUGGACAAAAUACAUCCUAUAAAAAUCCUCUGUGGCAGGCCGGAGGGCGGGGCCGGGUCAUGAUCCUACACACCCGGUCCCGUAUUAGGCUAAUUAUGCCUCCUUGAGGGAUAAAGGCUGACUGCAGAGGAUUGUGCGGGAGAGAGAGAUCGUUUAUGGACAUGUCCGUCAUGUGUGUGUAUAUGUUGUCUUUUAAGUUUAUCAUUAAACUAUUAUUUAUAUUGAAAAGACGGUUCUCGCCUCCUCCUUUCCAAUGAUCCCUUUACACUGGUGCCGAAGCCCGGGAAGGAGGAGGGAUACGCUGUAGUAGAGUUCUCGCCACUACCGUCCACCCAAACGGAGCAGCCGCGGCCAUCUGCCGGGGGACGAGGAGCCCAGCCGCCUGAAAGAGGACGAUGGCCGCCGACCGCGAGGGGAGAAGGGGCUCCUAACCGACUGCCUGGAGCGGUCAGGGCCGCUGCCAGGGGCGGAGGAGUCCCCUUUCAGCCGCUGAAACGCGGCAGGGUCUGAGACCGCCAACCGCGAGCGGGGAGGGGCUUACUGCCGACCGCCUGGAGCGAGAGAACCGCUGCCAGGGGCGGGGGAGACUCCUUCCAAUCCCCGAGAACGCAGCGGGGUGUUCCAUCCACCAGGGGCUGGAGGACUGCCUCAGAUCCGCCCGGAGAGGCGCGGCUGUCGUCCGAUAGAGGGUGGAGGAGUGGCCGAGGAACGUUUUUUUUCAUCUCUCUCUCUCUCUCACUGUCACUCUGCGUUGGCCUUUUUCCCUCUUUUAAAUUUUACAGUUUUUUGGGGGUACUACACUGUUACAGGAAGUACCCCCCCAUUUUAACUAUUUCUGUUUCCCUCCCCUUGUCCCCUCCCUCGUCCAGGUAGAUGGGGAUGACCUGCCGGCAGACAGUGCAGAAGGCACGCCCUCCCCCAGGGAAGGGGGGGGGGGUGUACGUCAGGCUGGGGGCUCCCCAGCCUGAGAGAACGAGGGAGGAAUGUGGCAGGGCGGAGGGCGGGUCCGGGUCGUGAUCCUACACACUCGGUCCCGUAUUAGGCUAAUUAUGCCUCCGUGAGGGAUAAAGGUCGACUGCAGAGGAUCGUACGGGAGAGAGAGAUCGUUUACGGACAUGUCCGUCAUGUGUGUGUUUAUGUUGUCUUUUAAGUUUAUCAUUAAAACUAUUAUUUAUAUUCA